AUGGAAGGAACGCUUUAUUUUGCCUAUAAUUUACGCGAAGACGAUGAUAGUUAUGCAUGUAUAGCAACAAUAGAAACUCAAUCAGCUCAACAAGGACCGUUUUUCCGAUUAAUUCUUCCCCACUUAAACACAAAACAUAAAUCAACACAUGGCAAAGUUCAAAGAUUUCCCCACUCAUUUGCUCCAAGAAUUGAUGAAUAUCAGCCACAACUCUUUCCAGAAUUGCCCAUUCGAGGACAAACUGUCCACUUGGAAUGCUUUGCCUAUGGAUUUCCGAUCCCAACUUAUCGCUGGACUCGAGUAGAUGGACUCCCUCUUCCUGUGGGUCGUCAUAAAUUACUUACACGGAGAGGUUGCGAGGUGUCCGAGCUAAAAACGGUCGAGACCGGGCUCAUUCGAUAG
Messenger RNA from Meloidogyne enterolobii, 402 nucleotides. The record is from the annotation of a GenBank genome assembly. Lineage: Eukaryota; Metazoa; Nematoda; Chromadorea; Rhabditida; Meloidogynidae.